AUGCUUAUCGCGCGCGCCGUCUCCACAUGCAGCUCACCACUCCACACACAGGGCUCCUGCAUGUCUUCGCCGUCGAAGAAGGAGAUGAAGCGCACGGACACGAACCGCAGCAAGACGGGCAACGAGCUGCAGCGCACCACCUCCUCCUACCACGGCAGCGUCGCCGACGGCAUGCGCUACUCGGACCGCGCCGCCGCCAACAGCGAGCGCGAGCGCCUCACCGCCAGCCAGCUGCACAAGAGCAAGACGCUCGAGGAGCGCCUCAAGCAGGCCGAGCGGGAGAACAAGAACCGGCUGGGCUAG
This is a messenger RNA of Tilletiopsis washingtonensis, 303 nucleotides long. RefSeq lists its product as hypothetical. Lineage: Eukaryota; Fungi; Basidiomycota; Exobasidiomycetes; Entylomatales. The record is from RefSeq and is a predicted model, not a curated record. The coding region runs from base 1 to 303 and encodes 100 amino acids. The transcript has a single exon.